AUGACACCGGCUAAUAGAUACGAUGCGGCUUUUAAGGAUAUUUGGAAUGUUAAUGUGCCGUUGAAAGUGAGAUUUUUUGGUUGGAGAUGCUUCCGUAAUAGAGUACCAACAAAGGAUUCCCUCAGGAACAAAGGUAUUCUUCCUAUUUCUUCGAAUCUCGGUUGUGUUUUCUGUGACAAUGGCACCGAAUCUAUUCUUCACUCGUUUCUCUUUUGUCAAAAUGCUGGGAUUGUGUGGAAGGAGAUUGCCGAAUGGAUUGGGAUACCGUUUACGAUAGGCGUGGAUUUAAAGGAUAGUUUUUUGAAUUGGAGUAACUCUUGCCGGGCGAAGAAAGUUAAAAGUGGUAAAAUUGGUACCGUGUGGUUAGCUACUUUGUGGAGUCUUUGGUUAAGUAGGAACGACAUUGUUUUCAACAACGGUUCUUGGAACUCGAGGGAUGUCGUUUGGAGUUGUAAAGCGCUCGUGAAGCAAAUUAAACCAUAG
Molecule: messenger RNA, 483 nt
Organism: Vicia villosa (hairy vetch)
Lineage: Eukaryota; Viridiplantae; Streptophyta; Magnoliopsida; Fabales; Fabaceae
Exons: 2
Coding region: 1-483 (160 amino acids)
Source: RefSeq, a predicted model, not a curated record